ACGCUUGACCCCCCAUCAUCAAAGCUAACCAAUCAAAUCCAUGGCUGCUCUACGCAUAUAAUUAAUUUACAACUUCUUUCAGCAAUCAUACAUCAUCAUUCAUCAAUACUCCAACCAACAAAGGUGUCUGUGAAGUCAUUCAUUACGCCCACUCUGAAUCUAACAAACCCAGGAGAGGAUUAUAGAGUACUGCAGAACCAGAAGCCGAAAUCUAAGAAGAUGGGUAGACUCGGCUGCGACCUUGAUGGGAACAUGAAUGAAUCAAAGUUCAGUGACCCCAUGCCUUGGAUUGGCCUCUAUGUAGCAGCAGCAUCUGUGGCCUGUGCAAUUGCAAUGGCUUUAGAUGUCAUCCAUGGCUUCCGCAACAGGAAAUUCUGGUUUCCCAGCAAGUAUUUCUCUCUCAACGCGACUUCGCUUACCAUACUACCAGUGGCAAUCAAAUUCUCAGUGGAUCUCAACACCCCCAUGCCUCGUGGUCUGGAUCAGCUUGCAAAACUCAGCAGUGCUGCCUUAUUCUGUACAAUUAUGGGUAAUUCUAUGCCUUCAAUAGGAACCAUGGAGAACAGUGAAAUCUUGACAAACGUUGUAGCGUUGGCGAUACUUGUUAUCACUGUGGCUGUUAACAUCUGCAUCCAAUUGGGUACUGGUAUUAUCUAUGUUUUCAGGAUUGAGCAUAUUUUCUUCACCUUCCUCAUGCUUGUUUUGCUCCUGAUCUUGAGUUCUUCUGCUUUGACUGUGCCAACCAUUAAGCGAUAUUUAGAAAUUAAGUACAAGAUGAAACAUGAAAAAGCUCUGAAAGAAGGCUGUAGUGAACAAGAGUGUUCAGCUACAAAAGAAGCUUACAGUGAUUCUGAGAGAACACUCUUGCAGAAGCUCAAAGAAGAUUUAAUGAAGCAUUGGAUGAUGGCUCAUACCUCUAGCCCGCAAUUUGUAAUGGGACGUUCCGCAACCUGCAUUGCCUCUGGUGCAUUCUGUCUCUUGGGUGCUCUAGUCUUAACAGAAGCCAUGCUUCGUUAUUACUUGAUGCCCCAGUCAUUCAGAUUCUGCAGUGGGAAGUCUGACUACAAGUGGUCAGCCACUUUAGUACUCUUUUCACAGACCAUUGCAGUGGGAGUUGGUACAAUUGCUCCGGCUCUUAGAUGGUUCACUGCCAUAAAUUUCAGGUGCCCGACAAGAGGGAAGAUUAUCUACAGGAAAAAUAUCAAGGUAGAAAGGUAUUGGAUCCAGAUGCUACUGGAAAUGAAAGACUGCCCAUUAAGAAUACGAAUCCGUCAUAGGUAUUGUAGGAAACUUGCCCAUGAUGCCAAAAAUAAACUCUUGGACCUCUGUUUGGGAAUACAAAUGGCAGUUGUGUUGGCGAGCAAAAUGAUUCAAUUUCUAUCCAUCUUCUUGAUAAGCAGGGUCUUGUUUCUUUUGGCUUGCUGCAGAGAGUUGAAGAAGAAGUUUAUACCCAACAACAGCAUUUCAUUUGAGUCAGGAGACUCACAAUCAGAGUCACGGGGCAUAACAAGGCAGGAUCUUUGUCAAUUUGUUUUGCAUCUUGAAGGUGAGAAUGCACUAGUUGAAGUGAUGAUGAAGGGUAACUGUGAUGCUACUGACCACUGGAUACAGAAAGGAAAGAAGGAACAGCCCAAGCAUCUGCAAGAAAUUUUAAAUAUGUCAUCACGUGCACAAGCAUUCAAGGGAGUGAAAGAGUUUGACACUGACCUCGUUCCCUCUUUGGACUCUCAACAACCUCCAAACUGUUGGGCCCUUCCUGUUGUAACUCUGGCAAGCAUCGCAUUAGCGCUUCCGAACAUCAAUAGUCUCCAAGCCAAACAGUUGAUACAUGGCGUACAAGAAGGCCUAGUAUACAUUAACCUCAUAGAAGAGUUCCUGGAUGCAAAACAAGAUCAGCUAAACCUCAGGAGGGCAGCAAGUAUUGUGUGGCAGGGGGUUGAUCUACAUCAUAGAUGGCUAGAUGUCGAUCUCCACAAAUUAUCCAUCCAAGCGGAAAGCACGAAAGAAGUACUAGAAAGAGUUUCAAAUGCUGCAAAGAAAAAGUAUGAGGAGCUUAAGAAGACGCACCUGAAUCAAUGUUUAAAUAAACGCCCCUCAUAUUGGCCCAUCAAAUUAUUGGCAGCUAAUUCCAUGUAUAGAAUUAGCCAAACAGUUCUGCUAAAGCACAAGAACAGCAAUGAUAUGGUACCCGAAAGAUUGUUUGAAGAACUGUUGGCGACAAUCUCUGAUAUUCUUGGUGCAUGUCUCACUAAUUUACCACGCGUUGUAUCUCUGAAGUGUUUACGCAGCACCAUUGAAGCGAGAGAAGUGAGCGUUCGCCAUGCAGUUUUACUUCUAGGACAAACUGAAGAAAUUCUGAAACUUCUACAACACCGAGCACCAGUCAAUCUGGAUCCAGAUCAAAUGGCAAGUAUUGAUGAGUGGCGUUCAUUACACAAGCGGACGAACCCAUUGUCUACUGCUCCAUCUUCACCAGAGAAAAAAGACACUUCUAUUUCAAGCGACUUCUACCUAACGAUAGAGUGAACUUUACAAGCCUCAAUCCAAAGACAGAAGCCGCUGAUAUUUACGUGACUAUGAAUCUUGCUGCCAAAACUAUCUAGAUGUGUUUCAUCUGUUCUCUUUCAUGUACAUAUCUGAUUACAGUCACUAUGUAACAUAAUGAAUGCCUUGGAAAAUGAAACUACGUGUAGAUUUCAUGAAGCUGCAACUAGUUAUAUCAUUAGCCCAGCUGUGGCAGAACUAGAGAUUGUAUGCAAUAUAAAAAAUUUAAAGGAAAAUAAAUUUUACAUCAAA
Molecule: messenger RNA, 2796 nt
Organism: Tripterygium wilfordii
Lineage: Eukaryota; Viridiplantae; Streptophyta; Magnoliopsida; Celastrales; Celastraceae
Exons: 1
Coding region: 220-2526 (768 amino acids)
Source: RefSeq, a predicted model, not a curated record